AUGGCUGAGAAUUCCCAAUCUCAGCCAGAGCAAUCAGUGUCAGGACAGAACAAAGCUAGUCCCGACACACCACCAUGCCGAAAGCGACUCCAACACGAUGCCUAUACCAUCGGAUGGGUGUGCGCCCUUCCAAAAGAACAAACAGCAGCCAGAGCCAUGCUAGAUGAAGAGCACGAACCUCUCCCGACCUCUCGAAAUGAUCAUAACGCAUAUACUCUUGGCUCGAUACGCGGCCACAACGUCGUCAUAGCCUGCCUACCUAACAUGGGAACCAAUUCUGCCGCAACCGUCGCGACCUCAAUGAUCAACACGUUCCAAUCAAUCAGGUUCGGGCUUAUGGUAGGGAUUGGCGGCGGAAUUCCGUCAAAGGUCAGUCUGGGUGAUGUGGUGGUCAGUCAACCUGUUGCUGACUAUCACGGGGUGAUACAAUGGGAUAUGGGGAAGCUGGAACGGGAUGGGCGGUUUGUCCACACGGGCUCGCUGAACCGACCUCCGAACGCGCUACUCAAUGCCUCGAACCAGCUGAAAAGUAACCAUGAGAUGUACAGAUCAAAGAUAAAUGAGUACCUGGACGAUAUGGAAAGGAAAUUCCCGCGGCUAGCGCCAAAAUAUACGCGGUGUGAGGCCUUGCAAGACCCAUUAUUGGUAUCCGAGCGGUUCCGGACUCCGAGGGAAGUCUAUUUCCUGUCUUGGUUGUGGCAGGCGAUCAUCGCGAUUAUCGCAUAUCUUCUUGGUUCAUGGGCCAUUAAUCCGGUAAAUGAGGAGAAUGUGCGGGUAUCAGAGAAGGCAGAGGGUGCAAGGGCCCCAAGAGAUGUCAGGGUACACUAUGGCCUGAUCGCAUCCGGGAACAAAGUGAUUAAGGAUGCCCAAUCCCGAGACCUCCUUGACAAAAAAUACGGCGGGCACUUACUAUGCGUGGAGAUGGAGGUAGCUGGACUCAUGAAUGACUUCCCAUGUAUUGUUAUCCGAGGCAUUUGUGACUACGCGGACUCGGGAAAAGAGAAAACCUGGCAAGAAUAUGCUGCAGCCAUGGCCGCUGCGUACGCAAAGGAACUUUUGGGAUGUGUUCAGUCUAGUGUUGUUAAUGCCGAGGAUCCAGCAAAGGCUAUAUUGGAAAAGGUGCAACUGCAGAUCGAUAGCAUGCAGCAGACAACAGCCGCAACAAGAGCUACUGCAGAUUCUAUCAGAUCUGACCUUCAUACCAGUGAGAUCAAGCGCUGGCUUUGUCCCCCGGAUCCAUCUUCAAACGCCAGCCAUGCUAGGACGCUCCGCCAUGAGGGGACUGGCGCGUGGCUGCUCGAAUCCCCCGUCUUCCAAGAGUGGCACUCGGGGUCACGUCGACAGUUAUGGCUGCACGGGCUCGCGGGGUGUGGAAAGUCGGUUCUUAGUACCACUGUGCUUGAUCAUCUCGCGAAGAGAGACGACAAUCUUAUCCUCAGCUUCUUCUUUGACUUUAGUGACGUUGCAAAACAGACAUUGGAAGGCAUGCUGCGCUCGCUUGCUUUCCAACUUUACGACGGCGGGGUGGACUCUGCUAAUCAUCUCGAUGCUUCGUUCCAGGCACACCGAAAUGGCAGCGACCAACCUACGAUCAAGGUGCUCCGGGGUGUUAUUUCCAAGAUGCUUGUAGCCCAGAGAAAGGUCACUAUUGUUCUGGACGCAUUGGACGAAUCAAAAACAAGGAAAGACGUGCUAGAAUAUAUCGAGAAUAUGGUAUUAAACCCAGAUUUGGUGCAUGUCCAGCUUCUUCUUACCGGUCGACCUGAAUCCGAGUUCCUGCGCGACAUCCCCCCUUUGAUCGGGAAGCAAAACUGUCUACCACUUGAUAAGCAAGCUGUUAACUCCGAUAUCCGAUCGUGGGUCACAGCACAACUCUCUCAACGGCGUGAUUUUAUACAAAAGCCUUUGUCACAAAGCCUCCUGGAAGACAUCCGGAAAAAGGUUGGCGACGGCGCCGACGGGAUGUUCAGGUGGGCAUUUUGUCAGUUAGACAGCCUGGCAGAAUGUCCUCACGAGGAAGCCAUGGAGGAGGCUCUCGAAUCUUUACCAGGGGAUCUUGAUAAGACGUACGAGCGCAUGCUCGAAAGCAUACCAACGGAGCGCAAAAGUGAUGCGAUACGACUCCUACAAUUCCUUGUGCACUCCAAACGACCUCUAACGCUGGCCGAAGUUAAAGAAGUGAUAGCGACGAAGAUUGAAAACGACUCACAACGGUUUUAUAUGAAACGUCGACUAUUUUGCGAGACUGAAAUUUUGACGUACUGUCCCGGCUUAGUGACAGUCGUUCAUGCCAAAGAUAAAGAGUUACAUCUUGCCCACUUUUCCGUGAAAGAGUACCUUCUUGGACGUAAUAAGUUCAAGGUUACGGCUGCAAGCAUUUGCAUUACGAGGACGUGCUUGACAUAUCUUACGGACAUCAACGGUAGCGAAAGAGAGAUAAAGCAUAACUUUCCAAUGGCAGCAUAUGCGGCCGAGGUCUGGGCGUGCCAUGCUGCGUUGGCUCAAAUCUACGAUGAGGUUGUUCGAAUGAUAGUCAGCUUCCUCAAAGAGGAAACCACAUUCCAGCGAUGGGCCCGGUUGCAUCAGGCUGAUAGGAGUUGGGACAAGAGCCCUGGUGCUCCGCGAGGCUCUAGACUUUACUAUGCUUGCUUAAAUGGGCUUGAUGUUCCUGCACUCGAGUUUAUUGACAGGGGAGCAGAUGUCAACGCGCAGGGCGGCAGCUAUGGCAACGCUCUCUAUGCUGCCUCCCAGGGAGGCUAUCAAGAGAUUGUCAAGCUGCUUUUGAACAAAGAGGCAGAUGUCAACGCGCAGGGCAGUGAGUAUGGCAACGCUCUCCAGGCUACCUCCCAGGGAGGCCAUCAAGAGAUUGUCAACCUGCUUUUGAACAAGGGAGCAGAUGUCAACGCGCAGGGCGGCAGCUAUGGCAGCGCUCUCUAUGCUGCCUCUGAGGGAGGCUAUCAAGAGAUUGUCAAACUACUUUUGAACAAGGGAGCAGAUAUCAACGCGCAGGGCAGCGAGUAUGGCAACGCUCUCUAUGCUGCCUCCCAACAAGACCAUCAUUUUCUUUUACAAUCUGUCACCAAAAUGAAGAUAAGUAGGUAA
Molecule: messenger RNA, 3102 nt
Organism: Penicillium vulpinum
Lineage: Eukaryota; Fungi; Ascomycota; Eurotiomycetes; Eurotiales; Aspergillaceae
Product: NACHT nucleoside triphosphatase
Exons: 3
Coding region: 1-3102 (1033 amino acids)
Biological process (GO): nucleoside metabolic process
Molecular function (GO): protein binding; catalytic activity
Source: RefSeq, a predicted model, not a curated record